Tauraco erythrolophus (red-crested turaco) is the source of this 1674-nucleotide messenger RNA. The record is from RefSeq and is a predicted model, not a curated record. Lineage: Eukaryota; Metazoa; Chordata; Aves; Musophagiformes; Musophagidae.
AUGAAGAGACGAUUCCUCUUCGCAAUCGAGUGUUUCGGGGAGGAUUUUCCAGCAUGCUGCAGCAGGACGGUAAGGAAAAGUUUCAGGUUCAUCAACCCCGACUGCUCCCUGGCGGCGGGCCCCUGCCGCUGCCAGAGGCACGGGACGGGGAAAAGGGAGGAGGAAGGGCCAGAGGCUCCAGCAGCCGGGAAAAGCCCAGGCACCGACGGCACGGACGGAGGGUGGGCGUGUGGAGUGGUGUUCCACUUCUUCUUGGUCAACGUACUCGUGAUGGGGAUGCUCAAGACCUUUGGGAUUUUUUUCGUGGCUUUCCGAGAGGAGGUGGGGGGCUCCUCCGAGCAAGUCAGCUGGAUCGGCUCCAUCAUGUCUUCCCUGCGCUUCUUAGGAGCCCCGCUCGUGGCCGUGGUCUGCAGGAGGCUGGGCGAGCGGACGACCUCCAUCAUCGGGGCCGGCUUUGGGGGGGGGGGGCGGCCCGUGGGUCUCAUUUCUCCCCUUCCUGUAGGGAUGGGGUUCUGCUGCCUUUACCAGGCGGCCGCGGUGAUGACGGCCAAGCGCUGCAGGACACGGCUGGCUUUCUCCAACGCCGUCGCCCGCUCCGGGAUGGGGCUGACGUUUCUAAUUGCGCCGUUCACUCAACUGCUCAUUGAUUUUUACGGCUGGCAAGGUACUCUCCUGAUUUUUGGAGGCAUCAUGUUAAACCUCGUGCCUUCCAGCAUGCUGCUGCGACCUGUCCGCACGCAGCCACCUCGACGUUCCUCUGCUAAAAAUCAAGACCGUGGGUCUUCAACGACAAAGAAGGAUUUGGAAACCCUCCAUAGAUGCUUAGAUGAAACCACUCACAGGGAAAUACAGUUUGGCAGUGCACAAGACCUUCCCACCACGGAGGGAGCCAUGAUGCCCCAUGGCAGAGAUGUCUCUGGUCCAGUAAAUACGUCGGCUUUGGAAGGGCUUGAGAAACCCACUGUGGACAGCUGCUCACCAGAAACAGCCACCGAGGCCACGGGAAGCCACAAAUCCCUUCCACCGGCCAAAAAAGAAAAUUCGGAGCCUCUCCUCGACUUCUCGCCACUGAAGGAUCCCGUCUUCUACAUUUUCACGUGGUCUUUUUUGUUCAGCCACUUGGCCUACUUCGUGCCCAUCUUCCACCUGGUAGCCAGAGCCAGGACGCUGGACAUCAGCAGCAUGGAUGCCUCUUACCUCGUUUCAGUGGCAGGCAUCACAGAGACGGUCAGCCAGCUGCUCUCGGGCUGGGUGGCCGACCAGAACUGGACCAAGAAGUACCAUUACCACGUGGCUUACCUUGUCCUCGCUGGCACCACCAACCUGCUCUGCCCUCUGGCCACCACCUUCCCGUUCCUCAUGACCUAUGCCGUGGCCUUCGCUGUGUUCUGCGGUGGGUUCAUGGCUCUGAUUCUCCCUGUGCUGGUGGAUCUGGUGGGGCUGGAAAAACUCCACAGUUACUUGGGCUUUGCUGCCUUCUUUGCCGGGAUAGCAGCCGUCGGCGGACCUCCCCUCGCAGGGUGGCUGUACGACUACACCCAGACAUACGCCUGCUCCUUCCUCCUUGCUGGAGCCUGUGCUCUCAUCUCACCUCUCUCCUUCUUCUUCGAGCCUUCGGCCCAGAAAUGGAAACUUAAAAAAGCCAACCCGAACGACGGCCCCGCGCUUGGCUGA